Molecule: messenger RNA, 1435 nt
Organism: Amaranthus tricolor (Joseph's coat)
Lineage: Eukaryota; Viridiplantae; Streptophyta; Magnoliopsida; Caryophyllales; Amaranthaceae
Product: ribosomal RNA small subunit methyltransferase
Exons: 2
Coding region: 94-1191 (365 amino acids)
Biological process (GO): rRNA methylation
Cellular component (GO): mitochondrial matrix
Molecular function (GO): rRNA (adenine-N6,N6-)-dimethyltransferase activity
Source: RefSeq, a predicted model, not a curated record
CUCGAAAACCCUACCUCCAUCAAUCGUUCUCUUUUCCCUUCAAAGUUACAAUUUUUUUGUCUCUGAAAUCUCGAAGCUUUUGACUCUACAGUAAUGGCGGGAGGAAAAAUCAGGAAAGAUAAACAGAAAGGAGGUGGCAGUCAUUUUCAAGGAGGAAUCCCAUUCCAUAAAUCUAAAGGACAACAUAUUCUGAAAAAUCCAAUGUUGGUAGAAUCAAUUGUUCAAAAAGCUGGGCUUAAACCUACUGAUGUUAUUCUGGAAAUUGGUCCUGGUACUGGAAAUCUUACUAAGAAGCUUCUAGAAGCUGGUAAAAAAGUUAUUGCUGUUGAAUUGGAUCCUCGUAUGGUUCUUGAACUUAAACGACGUUUUCAGGGUACCCCUUUGUCUAAUCGCUUAGAGGUUAUCCAAGGAGACGUACUUAAGUGCGAUCUUCCAUACUUUGAUAUUUGCGUAGCCAACAUCCCUUACCAAAUCUCUUCUCCACUUGUGUUCAAAUUGUUGGACAUCAAUCAAAAGCAAAACUUUCGAUGUGCAAUCAUAAUGUUCCAAAGAGAAUUCGCGAUGAGGCUGGUUGCGCAACCCGGUGACAAGCUAUAUUGCCGUCUCUCAGUGAACACACAGCUUCUUGCUCGGGUCUUCCAUCUCCUUAAAGUAGGAAAAAACAAUUUCAGGCCUCCACCUAAGGUGGACUCAUCCGUUGUUAGAAUAGAACCUAGGAGACCUCUUCCUAUUCCAGCAGGUAAGCUUAAGGAGUGGAAUGGGAUGCUCUCACUUUGUUUCAGUCGAAAAAACAAGACUCUUGGGUCAAUUUUUGGUCAGAAAAAGAUUCUUGAGGUUCUCGAGAAGAACUAUCGGACCUUAGAGUCUUUAGGGCAAUUAAAGAAUGAUUUGGAGCCAAUUGAUAUGUCCGUCUUAGCUGAUGAGAAAGACGACCAAAGAGCGUUUCUUGAUCAAGAUAUGGACAUGGAGGGUGGAAAAGCCGAUGAAGAUGAAAUGGAAAUUGAAGGUUCAGAUGCAGACUCCGACAAUGAUGUGCAGGUCAAUGAUUCUGAUUUUAAAGCCAAAGUGAUCGGUGUGCUAAAGCAGUAUGACUAUGCUGACAAAAGGUCGUCAAAACUCACACAAAAUGAGUUCAUACACUUGCUGUCGGUUUUCAACCAAGCUGGUAUUCACUUUACUAGUAGUAAAUAGUGUUCUUGUUUGAAUGAGGCACCGAAUUUUGAUUCUUGUUUUUAUUGUUCCCUAUUUAAUAUUAUAGUUUGUGUGGCUACAAUUUUAGAUCAAAAAUUUUUUUCAUUCCAUUUUGUUUGCAUAUUUGUCAUCUCAUUAUGAUACUUCCAUGGGAGCACUGUGGUAGAUAAGAAAGGUAUUGUGUGAUCAAUUUAGUAGGGUGUGUAAAUUUACUUCCCUGAAUCAAUUAAGCAAAUUGUGUGAA